UCGUGUAACGUGCGAGCGCUGCGUUUAAAUUUCUAAGUGUCUUGUUUUCAGUUUUUGCGUGUUUCGUUUGUUUGUUUGCAUUUAGUUAUUGUGUGUUUACAAGUGUUUGAAAUACAUGCAGACAUAUUCGUGGCGAGCGGACGUGCUUUUGUUGUAUUUUUUUUUACCCGCCGUUUUUCAUCGUAUAGUGCGCGCGUAGUAAAUUGUCUUUACUAUUGUUUUUUAUAAUUACCGGAGAAGCGGAGCGGUUGACUGCUUUUUGCAAUCUAGCAGUCAAGGAGAGCGUACGAGAGAGAGAGAGAGGUUCUGGCGGCUAUUUUAUUAACGAUCUGUUGAAUGGAGACUGCGUGGGAAUUCUUCUUGGGCUAAUCGCGCAGCCCCCACAAAAAAGGAAGAGAUAUUUAGACAUUUCCCCUAACGGACAUUCAGGCCAGGCAUUAUCAAUGGUGGGCGGAUAUACGAAAGCCAACUCCAACUCUUCCACUCUUCCAACUCUUCCACUCCAAGCCCCCUCCAAGCUCUCCCCCUCAUUACCACCACCACCAACCCCCUGUCAGCAGCCAUUGGAGAGCUAUUACGAAACAUGUCUGAGGCGAUUAUCGAGGAGGGAAAUUGCAAACCAAAUGGCAAUGUAAUCAACGAAGCCGUUGUUGAGGUCGCACCAGAACCACAACCACAGACAGAGCAAGAGAAAGUUGCAAACGGUACCAAUCAGCGAGAAUCAGAGAUAGAUAGCGAUACGAUCGACUAUAUCGAUGCAACCCUGAAAAUAGUGGAGGCCUUCGAGAGUGACGCGUCCUAUGCCACACUGGAAAAGAGCAACGUCAACGUCAAGGACGGCAAGGCAAAAAAGAAAUCGGUUAGCUUCAAUCCGAACGACGAGAAGAUACGAAAAUUCACCACUGGAGAGCCCAUCGUUGACCAAAAGAAUCCCUUCCGGAAUGGCCAUAUAGCGGGUGGAGGAGGAGGAGGAGGCAGGGAGAAGAAGACCCCACCGCCAGUGCCCACAAAGCGAUCAACAUUGAGCGUACGGAAGACGGUAACCCAACAGCUGCGCGAACGGGAACGAGAACGCGAAAAGGAACGAGAACGAGAGCGUGAGCGAGAGCGAGAGCAGCUCAAGAACGAGACGAAUGCACGAAAGAAGAACGGAAGCAUCAAAGGGAAUCCCGCAGGUGCUGAGGAAUAUAUAACCACCGAGGAAGUACUUAAGCAAUCGAAAUAUGUAAAGACGUACAUUAAGAACCCGGACGCCUACUUUGUCUACGAUCCGACGGUGCUGGCCCGCCUCAAGUGCGAGGAGGAGCAGCAGAGAGAGAGGGAGAGGGAGAGGGAGAAAGAAAAGGAGAUCCCCAAGCGUAAGCAGACGGGCCUGAAUCGCUCCAAGGAGCCGAAGGCGGUCAAACAGCCAAAGUUGAAUCCGAAAACAUUCAAAAAGUGCUCGAAGCCCAAUUACCCGGAAUUGGCCAACAUCAAGAUACGGACGGGUACUGCCGACUCCGAGGGCGACUUCUUCAAUCCCGCGGAGGUCACGAAGAACGCCAAGAAGUUCGACGAGCGCGUGAAGAAGCUGCAGAUUAGCUCCGACGACGAUCUGGAUGAGAUCGAUGGGCCCCUGACCAAGAGCGAGUCCAGCGACGAUCUCUCCCACCCGAAUACGAACAGCAAUCAGGAGAAGCCUGCCCCUGAGGACAUGACCAGCAGCCAGCCGCCUACGAUCACGAAGGAUCACGAGCCACCCUCGACCUUCACGAACACGAUCAGCUCUGAGGAGUUCCAGGCCUAUCUGGAGCGCAAGGGUCUAGCGCUGAUGCCCAAGCGAGAGCUGGCCACGCCCUCGCCCUCGUCGACGCCCAUGGCCUCGGCCUCGGCCUCGCCCUCGCCAUCGACGCUGCCGAGGACACCGGAGGAGCGACGCAAGCAGGUGGCCGAGUCCCUGGCCGCCCUGCGCCAAAGCAACACCAAAAAGCUAUCCGUUCUGCAGCGUCUCUCCAACAGUUUGUUUGCGCCCAAGCGCAAGACAACGCCCAAGCCGGUCAUGCCCAUGCCGAGGUCCGUCUACGGGCAGGAGGCGAACCGGAAGGCCAGUGCCGGAGAUGUGCCCACGGAGAUGCGGCGCAUUCUGUUGGAGCGGCAAAGCCACCAGAAUCAGAACCAGAACCCGAAUCAGAACCAGAACGGUCGUCUUCAGAAUGGACAGGCCACCGCCCUGCGACGCUCCACCGAGUACACAAAUGGCCAUGCGGUCCAGAACGGGGGUGCCAGUGCUCCCUUCCAGCGCACUAUUGAGCGGCAGAGCCUGAUACCCAGACGCGUCUCUCCGGAGAGCCACAAUCCCAGCCGUUUCAAUCGCUCUGCGUCGAUGGACAGGAACCAGAUCCGAGCCCAGAGCCAGAGACAGCCCAGCCGACUGGAGGCAGUGGGCCAGCGUCGAUCGCUGGCCUCCGCCUAUGUGUCGUCACCUACCGAAGAGCAUCUCAAGCCAGUGGCCACCUCUACGCCCCAGCGAAAGACCCAAGAGAGCAGCAAUCAGCAGCAGCCGCAGCAGGCCAGCGGCAAUCAGAACGACUGGGAGAAGCUGAAGGCCAUCAAGGAGGUGACUGAUCGUCAGCUCUACCACAAGGUGCUACAGCAGCAGCAGCAGCAGGGACAGCCGCAGGGACAGCAGCAGGGACAGCGGCAGGGACAGCGGCAGAGCCAAGAGAACAUCUACGAGCACCUGCAACCGAAUCAGCUGCAUCCCGUCCAGCAGCAGUUUGUGAGGGGCUCGUUGCAGCGGAACACCUUCUCGGGGAUCAGCGGCCGCAAUCGGCAGGUGAUGAUCCUCGAUGGAACACCAAUAAUCCCUGUACAGCAGAUACAGCAACAGCAACAACAGCCGCAACAGCAGGCGCCACCGGCACGCUGCCAGAGUGUUCUGGACAAUAUGAUCCUUCAGCCGAGUCCCGGCCAGAUCCACGCACGACGUGGGUACGAGAGCGAAAGCGAGGCGGCACCCAGCGAUGGUGCGGCGGUGGUGAUGCGUCGCUCGAGCAGUGCCUCGAGCCGCAGGAUCGGGGGACUGCUCACCCGCGAGGAAAUACUCGAAAAGGUCAAGGAGUUUUGCCGCAAAUCCAUCAGCCGCACCCCGCUGCCCGCGGCCAAGAUGCAGCCCAUCUACGAGACCCGGAGCCAGAGAAGCCCCGCUUCUGGCGCCGCUGCGGACACCUCUCCCGUGUCGUACGCCUCUGUGGAGACCAGCCACAAGCGUCCCGCCUCACAGCUAAGUGCCGCCGCCCGGCCGCAGGUGCCACUCCGAGUGCAGAGCCUGCCCCAGUCGCGUGCCUUUGUGCCCGUUGCAGCCGGCGCCGGGGGGGCCACCGCCUCGCCCAUUUACGCGCACGUGAACAAACGCAGCAGCCUGCUGUCCAACGACUCGGAGCAGUAUCUCUCCAGCCAGCAGCUGCAGCAGCUGCCGCAGCUGAUGAGGCUUACCCCCACCGAGUACGUGCUGGUGGAGACGGGCGAGGGCCUGCAGGCCGCCAAGCUGGUGGACUACCACCACAACAGCCUCUACAUGCAGCCGCAGUUCGUGGCGCGUCCCGCUGCCGGCCACGGCCAGGGCCAGGGCCAGGGCUCUUAUGUGCUGCAGGAUGGUCGUGCCACGCCGUUGAUACUGGAUCGUGCCCCCAACGGACACCAGAGCCAGAUCUAUUGGACGCCACAGCACCACCAGCAGCUGCAGCUGCAGCUCCAACAACAGCAGCAACAGCAGCAACAGCAGCAACAGCAGCAACAGCAGCAGCAGCAUAUGAUCCAACAGCACCUCCAGCAACAGCGGCUCCUGACGAUGCCCCUGAGUCCGCGCGGAUAUCCGGUGCCAGCGCCACGCGUGAGAGUGCCCAUGGGUUCAAAGGGCAUUGUGCCCGCUCCGAGGAGUCUCACACUGCACCGGGUACAGACCAGGUCCAGUCCACAGGGGCGAAACGCCUCAUCCGACUGGGAGCUGAGCUCGGAGGCGGGCGAAGUGCGGCGCAUCAUGGAAAAGAACUUAUAAGGCAAAAAGAACAGCAUGGACGAGGACAGCAGCAGCAGCAGCGGGAGCGACAAACCCAAUACCC
Molecule: messenger RNA, 4100 nt
Organism: Drosophila persimilis
Lineage: Eukaryota; Metazoa; Arthropoda; Insecta; Diptera; Drosophilidae
Product: chromatin modification-related protein eaf-1
Exons: 4
Coding region: 584-4036 (1150 amino acids)
Source: RefSeq, a predicted model, not a curated record